AUAGUAUUUCGCCGAUCGUUCACUAAUGUGGACAUGUUAGUCUUUCGUGAUAUAAAUUGAACCAUUAAAAGUUGCUGAUUACCAUGGCUGAUAAAUUAGUUGAUAUACCAAUUCAAGACUUGACAAGUUUGCGAGAUCUUUAUCGUGAAGAUUGGCCUAAGUAUAAUAUUGGAUAUGGCACUGUAGAUACGUACGUAAGGUGGCUGAAUAAAGAUCCUAACAUUCCUCAUAUUCGAAUUUUAUCACUCAAUGGUGACUGGAGUGAUGGCACUUUUAUUAUUACGGACUGGAGUUCGCUCUUUGCCAACACUCGAAGCACCGAUUUCACUCGUCUAGUAAAAGCCCUGUCUCUGGUGGAUUGGAGCAAAGGGUACACCAUUGCUUCCAUUGGAUCAAGGCUGCUCGAUCUGAUAUAUAAAUUUGUUGAGGAAAAAAAUAUUGGUGUUAAAUAUAUAAAGGGUACCAAAUGGUUUCGAAUGCCCCACGAUGAAGCUGCGAAACUUAUCGUAAAUCCUCCUGAUGCGAUUACACUUAGACCCCUAACUGCGGAAGAUGUAGUAACUGCGAAUGCAUUGUGGCCCUUCAGACGUCCUGGCUCUUUAAUAUUCUUGCAACGUUUGGCAAAAUAUAAUAUAAGUGUUGGAGCUUUUACAACUGAUGGAGAGUUGGCUGCAUGGUGUUUCAGAAUUCCAGUAGGUAGUCUUGGAACUCUACAAGUUGUCGAAUCACAUAAACGAAAAGGAUUUGGAAGUUUGAUAGUUCGUGCUAUGGCGAAAGCUAUUGGCGAAACUGGAUAUGAUGUUUUUGCUCCCGUAGUGGUUGACAACUACCCGUCACUGAACAUGUUCGAGAAAUUGGGAUUUAAAGUGGUUGACACCAUGAACUGGCUACCACCAGCUAAACCCGGAUGCUGGCACGACAACGUGCCACAUUACUAGAGAAAUUAUAAUUUUGGAAAACUUCCUAUCUAGAUUUUUUUUACUCCUGUUCAGAAACAUAUAUCAGUAAAACAAUAGACUGAGACAACCGAAUUGUCGUGUUGACUAGCUUCUUUCUCCAUGUGGAGUAGUCUGAAAUUUAGAUACUCCGUAACGACCUUGCUUUAAUUAACUGUAACUUCAUCGGGGCCUCCACGCUUUCAUGAAACUUCGUUAUGUAUUGUAAAGAGCCAAUAUGGGCGACGACUAGAGGUAGUUCCAAAGGUCUUUAUUAUUUCUCCAUGACGUCAAUUCAAUAAAAAGCAUUUUGAAGUUAAAAGUCGAGCUCGUAGCAAUCCACUAAAAUGUUUUGAAAUUUUGGUUAAUCCAUAGAAUCCUUCAUUUAACCUUCAUGUACAAAGAGGAGUCGACUGAAGGCCGGGCCUCACAACUUUACUUGCAAAUAAAUGCUCCAACAUAUAGAGUCUAAUUUCUGUAAGAAAAUUUCUCGAUUUUGAAAAGCACGUACUUGAAACAUGUUUUUGAAUACUUUUAGAAUUCUUGAUGAAUAUUUCAAAAAGCUCGUGUUGUAAUUUUGGUCACAAUUGUUAGGCUUUAGGAGGCAGAUUUCUGCUUCAAAUUAUCUUCUUGAGAAAAAUAAGAAUAGUA
Molecule: messenger RNA, 1586 nt
Organism: Hermetia illucens (black soldier fly)
Lineage: Eukaryota; Metazoa; Arthropoda; Insecta; Diptera; Stratiomyidae
Exons: 4
Coding region: 84-938 (284 amino acids)
Molecular function (GO): acyltransferase activity, transferring groups other than amino-acyl groups
Source: RefSeq, a predicted model, not a curated record